CCUCUCGGUCCAGCCUCUCACGGACCCUGCCCCCGGCCCGUGACCCUGCCCACUGUGCCCCUGUCCCGCGCCCUCCUGCCCAGGUGUACAUCCGCAGCACCGACUUCGACCGCACGCUGGAGAGCGCGCAGGCCAUCCUGGCCGGGCUCUUCCCCGAGGCGUCCCCGAGGAGCUCCGAGACCGACUGGAGGCCCAUCCCGGUGCACACGGUGCCCGUGGCCGAGGACAAGCUGCUGAGGUUCCCCAUGCGCAGCUGUCCCCGGUACCAGGAGCUGCUGCGGGAGUCCACGGAGGCAGCCGAGUACCAGGAGGCCCUGGAGGGCUGGACGGGCUUCCUGAGCCGCCUGAGCAACUUCACGGGGCUGACGCUGGUGGGGGAGCCACUCCGCAAGGCCUGGAAGGUUCUGGACACACUGAUCUGCCAGCGAGCCCACGGCCUCCCCCUCCCGCCCUGGGCCUCCACGGAUGUCCUGAGGACACUUGGCCAGAUCUCGGCUUUGGAUAUCAGGGCUCACGUGGGGCCGCCCCGCGCGGCUGAGAAGGCCCAGCUGACUGGGGGGAUUCUGCUGGACGCCAUCCUGGCCAACUUCUCCCGGGUCCAGAGCCUGGGGCUGCCUCUCAAGAUGGUCAUGUACUCUGCUCACGACAGCACCCUUCUGGCCCUGUACGGGGCCCUGGGCCUCUAUGACGGGCACACCCCACCAUACGCUGCCUGCCUGGGCUUUGAGUUCCGGAGCCACGCUGGGGACCCAGAGGAAGAUGAAGACGGAGGGAACAUCACCAUCUCCCUCUUCUACCGCAAUGACACCAACCACCCGCCCCUGUCCCUCAGCGUCCCCGAGUGCCCGGCCCCUUGCCUGCUAGAGCGCUUCCGCCAGUUGACUGCUCCAGCCCGGCCUCCCUCCCGUGGGGCCACCUGCCAUGGCUCCCACAGGCCUGCCGCUGCCCCAGCCACCACAGUGCCGCUGCUGGCCGGAGCUGUGGCCGUGCUGGCGACUGCUGGACCAGCCCUCGGAGAGCUGGGCCCAAAGAUGGGCCAGCCCACGAGCCCCACCCUGGACCAGCAUCCCACCCGGAUGGCGCCCAGCACAGCGGAUCAGGAAGGGCACCGCACCUGCCACUUAAUGGCGCCUGUGGUGGCAGAGGCCUUGGAACCCUGUUCGUGCGGAUUCCCCUCAGCCCAGACCCCAGGCGCUGGCCAGCGGCCACAGGGGAAGCCGAGGCAACUGGAGUCCUUGGGAGGGACAGGGGGGUGUCCCCAGGCCGGCGCACCCCAAAGCACCCUCUGA
Fukomys damarensis (Damara mole-rat) is the source of this 1289-nucleotide messenger RNA. RefSeq names its product acid phosphatase 4 (gene Acp4). The transcript has 9 exons. Gene Ontology annotation, cellular component: postsynaptic membrane; lysosome. Lineage: Eukaryota; Metazoa; Chordata; Mammalia; Rodentia; Bathyergidae. Gene Ontology annotation, biological process: peptidyl-tyrosine dephosphorylation involved in inactivation of protein kinase activity; lysosome organization; negative regulation of ERBB4 signaling pathway. The record is from RefSeq and is a predicted model, not a curated record. Bases 246 to 1289 code for a protein of 347 amino acids. Gene Ontology annotation, molecular function: receptor tyrosine kinase binding; acid phosphatase activity; protein tyrosine phosphatase activity.